AUGGAAAGUUACAAAAGAGAUGAAAGUAAACAUAUGCAUUUUCUUAGUAAUGUUAAUUCGAAGAAAAAAUUAAAUAUCGUAGAAAAAAAACGAAUACUGGAAAAAGUGCACAUAUUGCCCAUAAAAAAAAAAACGUCAAAUGCAGAUGCACUCUAUAGAAAACUGAAUUUAUUAAUAAAUGAAAAAUGUGUUCUGCAUGAAGGGUUCAUAAUUGAAGCAGAUGAGGAAAGGAAAAAUGCAAGAGAUGUUGUGAAGGGAGUAAUAAAUGAAAAUUUUCAUGAAACGAGAAAGAAAGAAGAUAUAACUACUAAGGAUAGAAACAAAUCUGUAUGCACAAAUCAAUUCGAAAAAGAAAACCUACAUAGCACUAAAAAUGGAUCUACCCUCAAGGAUGACCCAUGGGAGGUCUCACAUGAAAAGAAAUUGAACAGCUUCGAGACUGAUACAUUGUCUUUAAGAGAAGAGAACAAUAAAAACACAUAUAACAAUAAUCAUAUGUCCUUAUAUGACGAAUACAAGAACAAUCAAUUGACAGAAGAAAAAUCUCAUUAUAAUGAAAGCGUUUGUUAUUACGUUGUUGUAAAUUGUAUACCUACAAAAGGAAUUAUUAAUCGUGAUACUUUAAUUUACACUGAUGGGAAAUGUGUGGACAAUUUAAGAAAAAUUCAAUUAAUAAUAAUACGAGAUAAACACUAUAAAAAAUAUGAGAAAAAAUUAAAAAGAAAAAAUUUUUCUUUAAAAAAAUAUAUAUUUAAAAAGGGCAAUGAAUUUUUUAAUGAAGCUAUUUCUCUUAUUUCAUUCCCCUUUGACAGUUUUUCAAGUAAGUAUAAUAUAGAAAGGGUGAAUUACCACUCCAAAUUGGGGAAUAAAAAUGAAAUGGUUAUCACUACAACUGAUACUGCUAUGAAAGGAAGAAACCUGGUGCUUGAAAAAAUUUUGUCGACCUAUUUGCAUCCCUACUUCAAGAAAAAUAGGACUAAUCUAUUUUACUCUGGAAAGUUAUUUAUUAUAAACAAUUUUUCAUUCCUUGUUGUUAAGAUAGAUUCAGAUGUUAAUGUAGGUUUCGUGGAUAGCUCUACGGAGAUAUGCUUAAGCGUGGAUUCGUAUGACCCUUUCAGAAAUGUACAUAUUGUACCUCUGUAUGACACAUUGCCAACGACAUAUAAUUAUGACAUAUUUACAGAUUACAUUAAACCUUACAUUGAAAGACAUUAUAUAAAUUUGUUUUCGAUUCACGAUACGUUUUUUUACAAAGGUGUACAAUUCAAAAUUAUGGGAAUCGAUCCAAUAAAUAUAAAAAAUGGUAGGGGAAGAAUUAGCUGUAACACAUUUAUAUACACUACAGGGUCAAUUAAACCUACUUUUUUUGAUGUUAUUUCAAAAGAAUCCAUCAAUUAUAUUCAGUGUUUACCCUUAGAAUACAAGCCAUAUGCUGUUUUAAACAUUCUGCAACAAUUAGAUGCAGAUUCUUUGUUAAGGUUAUUCCCAUCAACUAAUACAAAUUUACAAGAAAAUUCAAAAAAUGAAGAACUUAUAUUGAACCAAUUGGCUAAAUAUAAAUAUAUAUAUAACAAUCACAAACAGAACAACAGUAAUAAUGGUAAUAUGUUGCAAAAUAUAGAUGCACAACAAUCUCAGAUUCAUAAUCAUGUUGAAAAAAACACUACUGUAAAUACUACUAAUAAUAACUUAGUAAAUGAACAGUGUGCUGUCUGUUUCGAAUACUUUCACGAUUAUGAAAAGUGUAUCAAGUUGAAUUGUUUCCACACCUACCAUUGGAAAUGUGUAAAGAAUUGGUUCAGAUUUAACUUAACUUGCCCUUGCUGUCGACGCCAGAUUUCCCUUUAG
Plasmodium gonderi is the source of this 1848-nucleotide messenger RNA. RefSeq names its product RING zinc finger protein. The record is from RefSeq and is a predicted model, not a curated record. Bases 1 to 1848 code for a protein of 615 amino acids. The transcript is spliced from 2 exons. NCBI's taxonomy places the organism in Eukaryota, Apicomplexa, Aconoidasida, Haemosporida, Plasmodiidae.